Messenger RNA from Ooceraea biroi (clonal raider ant), 612 nucleotides. RefSeq names its product zinc finger protein 593 homolog. Gene Ontology annotation, molecular function: nucleic acid binding; zinc ion binding. NCBI's taxonomy places the organism in Eukaryota, Metazoa, Arthropoda, Insecta, Hymenoptera, Formicidae. The record is from RefSeq and is a predicted model, not a curated record.
AGACAACUACGAACCUCCACUGUCUUUCGUCGAGAAGUAAAAGUAGUGGUGCAACUCAGUAUCAGCUCAGGCUCAACUUUUUAUUUUCGAACAGUGUAAAGCACUUUUUUUAUUGUUAAUCGGAGAACCUCCGUAUAUCACAAGAUGCCCUAUAAGCGCAAAAAAUAUCAUAGAGGCGAUACGCACUUGAAGAAAGGUUGGAGGACGAAAAGGAGAACGAAGGACUUGGACGAGAUUGACGAGGACUUGAAGGAAGAGAAUGUGGAAAAGCUGUUGAAUCAGGAAGUGGAUUUCGACAAACCGGGAGCGGCGCAACAUUAUUGCGUGCACUGCGCGAGGCAUUUCAUAAACGAAACCGCGUUGCGCACUCACUUCACUACCAAAGUGCACAAACGGCGAUUAAAGGCGCUCGAGCUGCGACCAUACAGCAUCGAAGAAUCGGAGCAAGCAGCGGGCAAGGGAAGCUACGUCGCGCCACAAAAACGCAAGAUUGAAACUGUGACGCGAGAAAAUUUCGAAAAGGAACAUGCGGAUGAGCCAAAUGCUAAAAUGAUGAAAAUAGAUGAAUAGAACUCGUUUAUUCGUAAUAGUUUUGUAUCUAUAUCGUGACAC